Parnassius apollo (apollo) is the source of this 450-nucleotide messenger RNA. NCBI's taxonomy places the organism in Eukaryota, Metazoa, Arthropoda, Insecta, Lepidoptera, Papilionidae. The record is from the annotation of a GenBank genome assembly.
AUGCCACGUCCUAGAAGAUCUAAUCUUUCCCAACGAAGCCGUACUGCAAUUAGGCAACGGAACAUCGCGAGUCAAUUAUCUGAUGAAGAACGAGACAUUGCACGAGAAGAGCGCCGCGUUAGUAUGGAGCGAAGAAGGGCUUUAAUUCGUGCCACUCAAACACAAGAGGAAAGAGAGGCAGCCCGUGAAACGGCUAGGUUAGAAACGAGAAAUCGUCGAGCUUAUCGUACAGAUCAACAGAGGGAUAAUCUUCGACGUGCAAGAAGAAAUGGUUCAAGCGUUGAUUUGAAUCGAGCAGCGUUUCUAUAUGAUUGCACCAUCGACUACAGCUUGCAUCGUUUAGUUUGCGUUGGUCCAAUGGACGUUGUUUGCCAGCAUUGUGGCGCAUUGAAGUUUGCUGGUGAAACGCCUGGUUUGUGCUGCGUUAGUGGUAAAGUGGUAAACCAAUAA